This is a messenger RNA of Sphenostylis stenocarpa, 1395 nucleotides long. Lineage: Eukaryota; Viridiplantae; Streptophyta; Magnoliopsida; Fabales; Fabaceae. The record is from the annotation of a GenBank genome assembly.
AUGGCUUCGUGGGUGAGAGGGAAGUGCGUCGGGAAGGGGGCGUUUGGCGUCGUCAACGUCGCGGUUUCCAAAACCGAUGGUCGCGUUUUCGCGGUGAAGUCCGUCGACUGUGGAGCGGGGCUCCCGAGUCAGGUGGAGGCGUUGGAGAACGAGAUUCGGAUUCUGAAACGCAUGGCGUCGCCGCACGUGGUGGCUUAUCUCGGCGACGACGUCACGUGCGAGACGGCGUCGUUCAGGAACCUUCAUUUGGAGUACAUGCCAGGUGGCACCGUCGCUGACCUGGACCGCGCUGACGUGGACGAGUGGUUAGUGAGGCGCUACGCGUGGUGCCUCGUGAGCGCGCUGCGUGACGUCCAUGCGUGCGGCUUCGUGCACUGCGAUGUCAAGGGGAGGAACGUGCUCCUCUCCCGCAACCGCGCCGCCGCGAAACUCGCUGAUUUCGGCGCGGCGGUGGAACUCGAAGCGGAAGCCUCGCCGGAGUUAUUGCCCCGGGGGAGUCCGAUGUGGAUGGCUCCGGAGGUGAUGCGCCGGGAGCGGCAGGGGCCGGAGUCCGACGUGUGGUCGCUCGGUUGCACGAUCAUCGAGAUUUUCACCGGGAAACCGGCGUGGGAGGAUCGCGGCGUCGACACGCUGAGUCGAAUCGGUUAUUCGGGAGAGUUGCCGGAGUUUCCGAGCAAAUUGUCGGAGCUGGGGAAAGAUUUUCUGGAGAAGUGUCUGAGAAGAGAAUCGAGUGAACGGUGGAGCUGCGAUCAGCUGCUGCAGCAUCCAUUUUUGCUUCCCUACACUGUAGUUGAAUCGUCGCCUCGAUGCGUGUUGGAUUGGGUUGAGUCGGAGUUCGCCGAGUCAGACUACAGCGACCGUGAACAAGAGCAAGUGCGGUUAGAAUUUAGCAGUUUAGAAAAUUCAUUUAAAGAUAGAAUCAGUAAACUAGCAACAGUGUCGAGGGUAAAUUGGGAAACGCAGGGUUGGGUAGUGGUGAGGGAGGUUGAGCUGAACGAAUCAUCAUCAUCAUCAUCGUCAUCAACACAAAUGGAAACAGAAGAAGGGGUAAACUGGGAAUUGAGCAAUGCGGUGAGGGUAGGGAGUGAUCUGGAAUGUUGGCAUGGUGGAGGGUUUAAUCGUGAAAUAGGAAAGUUGGGUGAAGAAGAGUGUAACAGAGGUGGAGGGUAUGGGUUGGAAAAGUUGGGUAUUGUUAGGGGAAGAUUGAGCAUUUACAGUUGUAAAAAUUUGAUGUGGUGUUAUUUAAUGUUCUCGAUGUAUUUAAAUAUAUUACGGUUUUCAAUUAUAUGGUGUUUACUUUUUUUACUGCACGUGAUUGAAAAGGGACUAAGAGAUUUGGGGUGUGAAAAUAUUAACUGGAAAGGUGUAUGCAAUGAAUUGAGUUGGGUGGUGUGA